Messenger RNA from Fragaria vesca subsp. vesca, 876 nucleotides. RefSeq names its product floral homeotic protein DEFICIENS-like. Gene Ontology annotation, cellular component: nucleus. Gene Ontology annotation, biological process: positive regulation of transcription by RNA polymerase II. Bases 91 to 876 code for a protein of 261 amino acids. The record is from RefSeq and is a predicted model, not a curated record. NCBI's taxonomy places the organism in Eukaryota, Viridiplantae, Streptophyta, Magnoliopsida, Rosales, Rosaceae. Gene Ontology annotation, molecular function: RNA polymerase II cis-regulatory region sequence-specific DNA binding; protein dimerization activity; DNA-binding transcription factor activity, RNA polymerase II-specific. The transcript has 7 exons.
CCCACUCUUCAUUUCUUGAACCCAACAAUCACCCCAGAACAAAGCAGAAGAAGAAGUAGUUGCAGAAGAAGGAGGAGCUAAUUUUCUGAAAUGGGUCGUGGGAAGAUUGAGAUCAAGCUGAUUGAGAACCAGACGAACAGGCAGGUGACAUAUUCGAAGCGACGAAAUGGGAUCUUCAAGAAGGCUCAAGAGCUCACGGUUCUGUGUGAUGCUCAUGUCUCCCUCAUCAUGCAGUCCUCCACUGAUAAAAUCCACGAGUAUAUUAGCCCUACCACUACGCACAAGAAGAUGUUUGAUCUCUACCAAAAGAAUUUGCAGAUCGAUCUAUGGAGCUCGCACUACGAGGCAAUGAAAGAGAACUUGUGGAAACUGAAGGAGGUUAACAAUAAGCUGAGGAGGGACAUCAGGCAAAGGCUGGGGCAUGAUCUAGAUGGUCUGAACUUAGCUGAGCUGCAAGAUCUGGAGGACAAGAUAGCUCAAUCCGUGCAGAUCAUACGUGAAAGAAAGUACCACGUACUGAAGACUCAAGCAGACACUACCUGGAAAAAGGUGAAGAACCAGGAGGAGAGAAACAGUCAAUUAGUUCAUAGCUAUGCAGGUAAUGAGGAUCCGCAGUAUGGUUAUGUGGAUGAUGAAGGAGACUAUGAAUCUGCGGUUGCAUUGGCAAAUGGAGCAUCCAACUUGUAUCUUUUCAAUCGCGUCCACAAUAACCACAACCUUGACCAUGGACAUGAUGGAGGUUCACUUGUCUCCGGCAUUACUCAUCUUCACAACCCUAUCAAUAAUCACCACAGCAACCACAACCUUGAGGAUGGACACGGUGGAGGUUCAUUUAUGUCCUCCAUUACUCAUCUCCAUGAUCUCCGCCUUGCUUGA